AUGAGGAGAGAUAAUGAGAGCAUUGUCUAUGAGUUUAUCCUCUUGGGGCUCCCCAUUCGAGCAGAAAACCAAGGCAUGUACUCUGUCCUGUUCCUGAUCAUGUACCUGACCACAUUGCUGGCAAACCUGCUAAUCAUUGUGCUCAUCAAGCUGAACUCUCACCUACACACCCCCAUGUACUUUUUUCUUAGCCACUUGGCCUUCACAGACAUCUCUUUUGCAUCAGUUGCAUCUCCAAAAAUGGUUAUAAAUAUGCUGACGCACAGUCAGUCCAUCUCAUAUGCUGGAUGCAUUACCCAGGUAUAUUUCUUUUCAGUUUUUGCUGUUCUUGACAGCUUUCUUCUGACAUCAAUGGCCUAUGACAGGUAUGUGGCCAUCUGCCACCCUCUGCAAUAUUCACAAAUUAUGAAUGAGAACCUCUGUGUUCUUCUAGUAGUAGUUUCCUGGGCCUUAUCUACUGCCAAUUCCCUUGUGCAUACUCUUCUCUUUGCUCAACUGACUCACUUUAGAGAAAAUAUCAUUCCCCACUACUUCUGUGACCUGUCUACCUUGCUGAAGCAUUCUACCUCAGACACUACCAUCAAUGAGCUGGUCAUUCUUGUUUUAGGUAAUGUGGUCAUCACCCUGCCAUUCAUAUGCAUUCUGGUCUCUUAUGGGCACAUUGGAGUCACCAUUCUGAAAACUCCCUCAAUCAAAGGAAUCUACAAAGCCUUGUCCACAUGUGGGUCUCACAUCUGUGUGGUUUCCUUGUACUAUGGAGCCAUCAUUGGAUUAUAUUUUGUCCCCUCAUCUAAUAACACUAAUGACAAGGAUGUCAUUGUGGCUAUGAUGUACACUGUGGUCAUACCCAUGGUGAAUCCCUUUAUUUAUAGUCUGAGGAAUCGAGAUAUGAAAGGAGCAAUUAGAAAUAUCUUCAGCAGGAGACUUUGUUCACAAUGA
Molecule: messenger RNA, 939 nt
Organism: Rattus norvegicus (Norway rat)
Lineage: Eukaryota; Metazoa; Chordata; Mammalia; Rodentia; Muridae
Gene: Or1j12
Product: olfactory receptor family 1 subfamily J member 12
Exons: 1
Coding region: 1-939 (312 amino acids)
Biological process (GO): G protein-coupled receptor signaling pathway; detection of chemical stimulus involved in sensory perception of smell; signal transduction
Cellular component (GO): membrane; plasma membrane
Molecular function (GO): G protein-coupled receptor activity; olfactory receptor activity
Source: RefSeq, marked reviewed